AUCUGAUUGCAAACGAUGAUGGCCGCAUCGUUGUCAUUGUCACAUUGAGCGUUAUCGAGUUUAUUUUGCACAUAUUAUUGAUAUAUUUUACUUUUUAAUAAUAUAGAAUAUAAUUGAACAAUGGGUCGAUCGAGGUCACGAAGUAAAUCACCACGACGGCAUCACAAAAGCAGUAAACAUUCUAGAAAGAAGAGUAGAUCUAAGGAUCGUUCUUCAUCACGCAGCAGGAACUCAAAACAUGCCGAAAAAUCUAGGGAGCGAAGCUCCAAGUCUAGGAAAAGAUCUCAUUCGGUAUCAUCGUCAAGCAGUACUGAUGCCUCAGUAGACGGGAGUAGAAAUAAUAGAAAAAAAUCCAAAGGACGCAGCAAAAUGGAUGAAGUGGACCGGUUAGCUGAAAUGGAAAGACAGAGACGUGUGAGGGAGGCUGAACAAAAGGUUGUUGAAGAAGAAGCAGCAAAACGUAUAGAACUUCUUGUGAAAAAGCGUGUUGAAGAAGAACUGGAGAAAAGGAAGGAUGAAAUAGAACAAGAAGUGGCAAAACGUGUAGAAGAAGCCAAGAGGAAGAUGGAAAAGGAAAUGAUGGAGGAGCUGGAACGGCAACGGGAACAACAGCGACGAGAGGAGGCUGCUCGACAGGAGGAAGAAGCACGUAAAAGGAAAGAAUUGGAGGAAAUCAUGGCUGAAAAUAAUAAAAAGAUCGAGGAAGCCCAGCGUAAGCUGGCUGAGGAGCGGUUAGCAAUGAUCGAAGAACAAAGAAAAAUGGAUGAGGAAAGACAGAAAUUGAAGAAAGAACAAGAGAAAAGAAUUAAAGAAGAACAAAAGAAGAUAUUAGGGAAAAAUAACUCAAGACCCAAAUUGUCAUUCUCUUUAAAGCCACUGUCAUGAGUACUUAUAAUAAUUACAGUGUGCAAUAGAAUAGAAAUGAGAACUAUGGGAUUACUCAAUAGUAUAGUUUUUAUUUAUAAACCUUUACAAAUUUCAUUGCCGGGUCUAUUAACUGUAACAUUAAUUAUAACAACUGUACAUCAUAUUACAUCUAAUUGGUUGUCAUUAUUCAUUCUAAAAUAUUUUUUUAAUAUUACUUUGCAUGUCUAAAAUGUCAGUGUUUGAAAUUUAAUUAUAUAGUCAUAUGUAAUACUGAUUGCUACUUAGCUGGCUUGACUCUAAUUGAAAACCGUCGUCCCGAUUAAUUGUAAUCUAAAGAGCGUUAAAAUAACUAUCUCAUAUGGGUCGGUUAAAUAAGAGUUAUUUCAAGAAAUUAAUUUUUAUUUGUAUAUGUAAUGUAUAGUAAUAAUUUAUAUUACAUAGAUUUUUCAGUCUAUUACAGCAAAUGGAUUUUAAUCCAAUUCUAUCUGCUAGUCUCAAUACGCUCAAUUUUUUUUUGUAUAUUUUGUUAAAUAUGAAACAUCUGAAUAGACUAUAUUCUACUUUUUGCACGUAUCUUUACGUAAGUUUCAUUGUACGAGUAAAUAGACUAUAGAAAAUCUAAUAUCCAGCAUUCAUCUAGGAUAAUUAUAUCUAUGUGCAUAGCUUGAUUCAAAUCCUAAAUGGAAAUUUGUUGUUGCUAUUUAUAUAUAUAGAGAUGAGUCGUCAUAUCGACAUGUCAUAUAUAUACUCGUAGAUGACUAUAUAACAUACAAAUUCACUAAUUUCAAUACAGCUGGGGUUAGUUUAAAAUUUUCAUUUGCACAUUAUUGUAAUACUCUUUAUCUGUGGUUAUCUUCACGCCAUAUUUCUAACGAGAUAGGCUCUUGUAAUUUUUUUUUAUUUAUAAACGAACAUAAAUAUAGGUUUAACUAAACAGAGACUUGUACAUAUAUAGUUAGAUAUUUAAGUUUGAUUUUACUCGGUAAUUCGUGGUCUUUCAUGAAACAAAUGACCUUGUAUGACGUUCUUAUGUAAAUUGUAAUGUUUAAUGAUUACUCUGUAGCAAAUAAAUGCAAUAAUAUUAAGUUAUUAUGUAAAUAUUUGCAAUAAGUGACUUAGAUUAGAAAUCAUUUUCUCAGCAACAUUUUUUUAAACUUGUUAAACUAUUUAUACGGAUUAUACAUGUAGAUGAAAACUACAAUUGAGUCAUUCCUUUGUAAUCAAUUAAUAAAAUAUAUGUAUUUAUCAUAUUAAUAGUUCAGAACUUUCUUAAAAUCUAUGGUGGACAUUAUGUUAGAUACCUUUCAUUUCUCUGACAUUGGAUAUAUUGUAGUACUAAAAACAUUUAACUGCUAACAACUUGUGACCUUACUACAGUAAUUUUCGGCAAUUAUAAAUGUUUAAUCGAUAAAAAAUAUUUAUUAAAAUAAUUAGUACAAGUGAAAAAUUUUUUAGCUUGAAAUUGAAUUAAGUAUAUUAUUGGUUAAUAAUAAGAGGUUUGUAUUGAUAUUUGUAUACAUAAUGUUCUGAUUCUGUUUGUGGGUUUGAACACAGUAUUAUAAUAUGUAUAUCUACCUUCACACCCGGUCCCUUGGGUGCUGGACAGAGAAAACAGUCACAUACAUAUUGUUUUCAUUAACGUCAUUGCGUAUAAUUAGAUAUUAAACACGGAAUAUAACUGUUUAAUAUCUAAUUCUAUAUCUAAUAAAUAAUUGUUCAUUUUUACCUCGCCUCCGACAAUCACACUUAUCUAAUAUCCAGCCGUAAUACUAGUAUGGUGUUUAUAUAUAUAAUAUGUUACUGAUAUGGUAAACAAAACAUAGUUAUGGGAAAUGAUUAUCUUAGCUAUAGAUUAAUUACGUGCAUUUUCUCAAGCAUGAAGAAACAGAUUGCCACCUUUUUUUGUAGAACUCCAUGCGGUAGUUUUAUAAGAAACUAGCAGGGAGCUCAUUCCAAAACCUGAUCAUCUAUGGGAAAGAAUCUACACCCAUUUAGUUAAUAAGCUAUAUUGAGGUGAAGCUUUUGUAUGGUAGCUGGUGAUUGUGACCGAUAAACGCGAGUUUUGUUUAAUUAAAAAAAUAAUUUGCAAAUAAAUUAUUUGUAUGAAAUAACAAUUUCUAAGUACAAAUUUAACAGUUGCCUUAGUUACACUUGUUACAGUUGUGGCAAAUUAUUGAUAAUUUAGGCUUGUCUUAUGUAAAUAUAAAAAUACGAAUUGUGUAUUUAAUUAGUAAGCAUAACUAAAUUACUUUAUCAUGUUGCGAGUUUAAAAUUACAUUUCAUGAUAAUAUAUCUAUAACAAACAAUAUUUAAAAAACUUAAAAUGGCCGAGUAUUAUCAAGUAAACCAGUAUUUUGUGUUAAUAUUUACAAACACCAUAUCUUCGUUCAAAUGUUUUCAUUUCAAUAUUAAUACAUAUGUCUCAAUCUUCGUGGCACAUAAAAAUGUUACUUUUGACUAACAUUUAGAGCUUAUGUUUGUAUGAGGUGUAGUUAAAAAGACGGAUAAAAUUAAGUUGUUUUGUAUUACCUAAUGGGUCCUCUUUGCUAAUAAUUCCAAUGUCAUGAUAAAAUAUUGUAAAAAAAUAUUUUUAAAUCUUAAUACAUGAUUUUUAAAUAUU
This is a messenger RNA of Galleria mellonella (greater wax moth), 3487 nucleotides long. RefSeq names its product UPF0430 protein CG31712 (gene Arglu1). Gene Ontology annotation, molecular function: cadherin binding. The coding region runs from base 121 to 885 and encodes 254 amino acids. The record is from RefSeq and is a predicted model, not a curated record. Lineage: Eukaryota; Metazoa; Arthropoda; Insecta; Lepidoptera; Pyralidae. The transcript has 5 exons. Gene Ontology annotation, cellular component: nucleoplasm; mitochondrion.